Anoplophora glabripennis (Asian longhorned beetle) is the source of this 4305-nucleotide messenger RNA. RefSeq names its product ATP-binding cassette sub-family A member 3-like. Bases 1 to 4206 code for a protein of 1401 amino acids. Gene Ontology annotation, cellular component: membrane; intracellular membrane-bounded organelle. Gene Ontology annotation, biological process: transmembrane transport; lipid transport. Gene Ontology annotation, molecular function: ATP hydrolysis activity; ABC-type transporter activity; lipid carrier activity. The transcript is spliced from 16 exons. The record is from RefSeq and is a predicted model, not a curated record. NCBI's taxonomy places the organism in Eukaryota, Metazoa, Arthropoda, Insecta, Coleoptera, Cerambycidae.
AUGGCAAAGGCUUUCAGCAAAUUUAUACUACUUUUGUGGAAAAACUGGGUUAAAAUGAAACGUCAACGUUGUGAAACGAUAAUGGACAUCCUGGUUCCUGUGGUAUAUUGCACGUUGGCAUUAUUCUUGAGAAGCUUAAAUAAUCCUGUACAACGGAAAAACCUGGUUUACGAUCAGUUCUGCACGUUGCCAGAUGAUUUUAACAUUAAGGACUACCAUGACGAGGGAUUUUUGGCCAUUCAGCACUUUCUUGCAAUCGCCAUAAUAUCCGCUAAGGAAAAAACUGAUCCCAAAGAACUUUUGAGCAAAAAUAAAUUUCCGUUAAUAAGCAUGAGGCGGUAUCCGCAUCCAGAUUUUGUAGAGGAUAAUAUAGGAUUUUAUUUAUCAAACGUUAUAGCCUUCAUAUUGGUGCUGUGUUUUGUGCAACCCUUUACUAAUAUAAUUAAAUCAAUUACCCUCGAAAAAGAAAAACAACUUAAAGAAUCAAUGAAAAUAAUGGGCCUACCCAAUUGGCUACAUUGGGCUGCUUGGUAUGUAAAAUGUUUCAUAUGUCUUCUCUUGAUAGCGAUAUUAGUGAUAUUAAUACUGACAAGAAGGUGGUUCUCUGAUACCUCAAUUUUCCAGAACUCAAAUAUAAUUCUAUUACUAUUAUUGUACAUAUUUUUUCUUUCCUCAUGUAUAACAUUAUGUUUCGCCAUCAGCGUCAUAUUUAGUAAAGCUAACACUGCUACAGUCGUAGGUGAACUAAUUUUGCUAGCUUCCUUCGUACCCUACAUAAUAAUUACUAUGACAAAAUCUAAACACCUACCUUUACUACCUAAACUGUUAAUCAGUUUAUUUCCCCUAAGUGCAUUUGGUUUUGCAAUAGAUAUUGUACUAUUUUACGCAAGAAUUGGAGGAGGUAUUCAUUGGGCGACAGUAUUUCCGCCGUACAGACCAUCUGAAUCGUUAUCACUGGGACUGAUAAUGAUAAUGUUCACUGUUGAUACAGUCAUUUAUAUGUUUAUUGCCAUAUAUGUGGAGGCAGUUUUUCCUGGGGAGUACGGGGUGCCCAAGCCAUGGUAUUUCUUGUGUACGUGUAGUUAUUGGCACCUUCACAAACUUGGAAACCGUGCCAACACCGGAGAAUUUUUCGAAUCUGAACCACAAAACUUGGCAGUCGGAAUACAAAUCAGAAACCUCAGAAAGGUGUUUCGUAAGAAGGCAGCCGUUGAAGAUUUAUUUUUAAAUAUGUACGAGAAUCAAAUAACAGUCUUGCUGGGACACAACGGUGCUGGCAAAACGACCACCAUGUCUAUGUUAAGCGGCAUGAUAACGCCCACUAGCGGCACUGCAAAAGUCAAUGGGUUCGAUAUCCGAACAGAAAUAGAUGGCGUAAGACAAAGUCUGGGUCUUUGUCCACAGCACAACGUUGUCUUUGACGAAUUGACUGUAGAGGAACAUUUGUACUUCUUUAGUAAACUGAAGGGCCUUAGUAAAGAUGAAAUUAAAGCGGAAAUCAACAAGUACAUUAGUCGAUUGGAGUUGGAACCUAAGAGAAAAGCCCGAGUUUCAUCUCUGUCAGGUGGGAUGAAGCGCAAGUUGUGCAUCGGAGUAGCACUUUGUGGCAACUCAAAGGUAUUGAUGUUGGACGAACCCACGGCUGGUAUGGAUCCUUCAGCUAGGAGAGUUGUGUGGAAUCUAUUGUUGAGUGAAAAAGAGGGACGCACAAUGUUACUGACCACUCAUUUUAUGGACGAGGCAGAUCUCUUGGGUGAUAGGAUAGCCAUUAUGGCGGCAGGAAAAUUACAAUGUUGCGGAUCCAGUUUUUUCCUGAAAAAGAAAUUUGGAGCGGGCUACAGCCUCAUCAUAGACAAAUCUCGGGAUUGCGAUCCAGCCCAAGUUACAGCAUUGUUGGGGAAAUAUGUACCGAACAUAGAGGUUCGAAGCAACGCAGGUUCCGAACUAUCAUAUAUUUUAGAGCAAGACUACAGUUCCAAAUUCGAAUCCAUGCUAAAAGAUUUGGAAAAUAAUUCAAAAAGAUUGGGAAUCCUGGGUUAUGGUAUAUCCUUGACUACAAUGGAGGACGUAUUCAUGAAGGUUGGAAAGGAAGCAGUAAUAAGAUCAGACAGUAGUAGACAGAAUCUGAACAAAGAUCGAAGAUUGAUCACUCAAACGCGUCCUCAUUUUACUGGCGGUUUUAACCUCGUGGGCAACCAGUUCCAAGCCAUGUUCAUGAAGAGGUACCUGACCACAUGUCGGUCUUGGCGCCUGCUCCUGACCCAGAUAAUCAUUGCAAUUGUAUUCAUAUUACCUGCCAUGUACAUUGGAAAAGAAGACGCUGGAUCAUUAUCACCAGCUCAUUUGGAUUUAAGAGCAUUUAGGAAUCCGGUAGUAUUGGUGGAAGAUUUAUCAAAUUCCAUAUAUCUAGAAACGUAUUUGGAUUAUUUGAAGAGCAACAGUUAUAGCUAUAAGAAUACAAAAAAAAUAUCGAAAAAAGUUUUGGAUCUGAUCAAGGAUUACCCUUUUGAAGUUCGGGCAAACUACAUUGUGGCAGCUACUUUUGACAAGGAAGGAAAUAAAGACCACAUAACUGCUUGGUUCAAUGAUGCCUAUCAUUCUGCUGCCAUCUCAUUGGCACUUGUGUUAAACGCUGCAUUCAAGAAAGCAUUGGAUUGUAAAGAUUGUUCAAUACAGUUCAUAAAUCAUCCGAUACCUUACGACCUCCAUAAAAAAGUGCUUCAUCUCACUGGUGCAUAUAACACAAGGGUAUUAUUAAUCAUUAUAGCAGCUUCCCUGGUAUUCAUAUCUGCGAUUUAUGUAAUUUUUAUAAUAAGAGAAAGGAUGUCCAAGUUCAAACAUCAACAGAUGAUUUCUGGAGCAAAUGUGCUGGUAUUCUGGUCAGCAACAUUAAUAUGGGAUUUCUUAACAUUCACUUUGAUUUGUUUAGUUAUUUUGGUUACCGUUGCCUGUUUGCAAAUUGAAGGACUGAAAACCCCUUCACAGUUAGAUGUCGAUAAAAGCUUUUUCAUGUGGAAAUCGCCAGGAAUUGGUAGAAAUAUAUGUUACCUAUGUAUGACGGGGUUGACUUUCUUCUUGAUUAUCAUAAUGAUCGAGUCCAAACUGUUCUUGAUGUUAUUUUACCGCAUAAAAGGGAAAAAACGUCACCACCUGCAAGGAGUAACGUUUACGGGAGAAGACGACGACGUAGCAGAAGAGAGAAGUAAGAUCAAAAAUGCUAGCAGGGAGGAACUUCUCAGCUACACUCUUAUAUUACGUGAUCUCACAAAAGUCUAUAAGAAGUUAUUGGCCGUAAACUCUUUGUGUUUGGGAGUGCGAAACAAUGAAUGCUUCGGCUUGCUAGGAGUUAACGGUGCCGGCAAAACCACCACGUUCAUGAUGAUGACCGGAGACACAAGAAUCACUUAUGGUGAUGGUUUUGUGAAUGGGUACAGUAUAAAACGACAAUUAAAAAGUGCCCAAAAGUGUAUAGGAUACUGUCCCCAAUUCGAUGCUCUUUUGGAUGAUCUGACUGCUCAAGAGACAAUAGUAAUAUUUGCUUUGUUGAGAGGAAUCAAAUACAGCGCCUGCAGACCUUUAGCGGAUACAUUGGCGAGAGAGUUUGACUUCACACCACACUUGAAGAAACAAGUGAAGAAGCUCAGUGGAGGAAAUAAGAAAAAAUUGAGUACAGCCGUCGCCAUCAUAGGAAGUCCAACUGUGCUUUAUUUUGACGAACCCACGACAGGACUAGACCCCUUGACAAGGCGGAAUUUGUGGAAUGCCCUUUGUAAAGUCCGUGACAGCGGCAAAUGCUUGGUUCUCACUUCACAUAGCAUGGAAGAAUGCGAAGCUCUGUGCACCAGAUUAGCCAUCAUGGUGAAUGGACAGUUCAAGUGUUUGGGUUCAUCACAACAUCUGAAGAGCAAGUUCGCGAAGGGCUACCAACUCAUCAUCAAACUAAAGAAGUCGACUGAAGCUCUGUCCUAUGGUGAUUCAGGGCCCAUAGAAAUGUUUAUAACAUCACAAUUUCCCACGGCCAUUCUCAAAGAAAAGCAUGAGGAAAUGCUUUUUUAUUACAUCAAAGAUUUAUCGAUACCUCUGUCUCAGAUGUUUGGUAUUCUAGAGAGGGCGAAGAAAGGCGACUAUAAUCUAGAGGAUUACUCCCUUGGACAGAGCAGCCUUGAACAGGUUUUCCUUACAUUUAGUAAACAACAAGAACAAUGACUUGGAAUGAAGAAACCAUACAACUGGAUUUUACUUUCAGUCACUUAUAACAACAAGAUUUAUUGUUAUUGAUAACAAGUCAAAAAUAAAAUAUUUUUU